Drosophila ananassae is the source of this 4176-nucleotide messenger RNA. Its product is annotated as nucleolar protein dao-5. Lineage: Eukaryota; Metazoa; Arthropoda; Insecta; Diptera; Drosophilidae. The record is from RefSeq and is a predicted model, not a curated record. Gene Ontology annotation, molecular function: chitin binding. The transcript is spliced from 8 exons. Gene Ontology annotation, cellular component: extracellular region. Bases 830 to 3487 code for a protein of 885 amino acids.
CAUUUUUAUGCCAACCCCGGGUUGGCCAAUACGAUCUGCAAUUUCAGUCUGCAAGCGGUCAGCCAGGUGAACGGCAGCCAGCACAGCUGGGCACUGAGUAAGUGGGCGUGGCAGGCGGCAGUAUCAGCUACCGAUCGAGUGCAUAUAUAUUUUUUAUAUAUAUAUAUUUGUAUCCGAAGACGUCGACGGGUCUUGUUGUGCGUGUGAUGUGUUGAAGAGUGUGCGUGUUUGGGAAAAAUUAUAUAAAAAAUAGUGGAAAAUAUUAAGAGAAAAUGCAAAAAUAAUGCGAAAAUAGUGUUUCAAAAAAUGAGAUAUUUAAGAUAUAUAAGAAAUCCCUUAAAGGAAUGGCUUUUCCUUUAAUUUAAAAACAAAUAACCGCAAAGGCUGUUACAAAAUCAGCCAAACAACAAUAAAAAUUUCCACAAUUACACCAACACAACAACAAACCAACAACACAGACACAAAGAAAACUGCAACAUGAACACCAAUACAAGUGCAAGGGAAAAACAUAAAUGAUUUUCCUUUGUACAAAGUAUGUGCGAUUUUUCUUGCGUUUCUUGCGUUGCUUUUGUGUGUGUGUGUUUGUUUUGUGAGUGUGACUAAAAUUUUUAUUGUUAUUGUUCAUCAUCUAAGAGGACCCAUUAAAUAAAAUUCAAAUAAAAAGCAUCUGGAAAUUUUCAAAUCAGAGAUAAUCUGCCCUAGCAGAUAAUAAAACUAAUGCGAACACAUUAAACCUUAAUUGUGGAUUAUAAAAUCAACAAAUUUCGACCAUCAAUAAAAGUUGGCCAGAGGAGUUUAAGCCAAAAACCAGAGACCUGAAGCCGUCAAGAUGAAAAGAGCCAAAGGCUGGCUGUUAAUGACAGCAACAGUGCUGCUGCUGAGCCUGCUGGCCACCACAGAUGCCGCCCUGCCCUUCAAGAAGGUAUCCAUUGCCAAGACACCCGCCUCCACGAGCAGCACCAGCAGCACCACAACCACCACAGAGGCAGCCGCCGGCGAGGAGGAGCCGGAGGAGGAGCAGCCAGUGCCCAGCGGGGAAGGUGCCGACAGUCAAAGUGUCAAGUCGGACAAUGGCACACUGUCGAAGAACUCCAAGCUGACGGGCAUUCCACAAAUCGAUUACAUCUGGGAUCCCAAUCUGCCCAGGGAACUGAGGGGGUACAACCUUUCAACGUAUCCCUUUUUGGCCACUGUCCCGCCCAUGGAUGAGAUUCACUUCGAGUGCGAGGGUCUGCACGACGGCUUCUAUGCCUCCAUCGAGUACAAAUGCCAGAUCUACCACCACUGUGUCUACGGCAUCAGGCACGAUUUUCUGUGCGCCAAUUUCACGGCCUUUGACCAGCGCACCUUCAUCUGCCACUUUGCCUCCGAUGUGGACUGCGAGGGAUCCCAGAAGUACUGGAACAGGAACGAUGAGCUGUACAUGGCCACCACCACCACCUCCACGAGUACCACCACAACGCCACCGCCUCCCACGGAAGCCUCUGCCCCCCGCCGGCGACCUCAGAGACCUCAGCGGCCACUGAGGCGGCCCUACAAGCGGAGGCCCAUCGACGAUUACUACUACGAGGAGGACCAGUACGAGGACGACUACUACGAGGAGCGACCUGUCCGAAGGCCAAAGCCCAGACCCCACCAGCGCAAGCACAAGGUGGAGGUGGACUACGACGAUGAGUACGAUGAGAAGCGGGCGGAGGCGGAGAAGCCACUGCGAAGGAACAGGAAUCGCUACCGGGACGAGGAGGAGGCCCCGGAGGACGACUACGAUGAACGGCCCAGCAAGAGGCAGAGGGGCAAGACCACUGCGGGACCAUCGGGCCGUAAAGUCUCGCCCCGAAAGCCGGGACGGGUAGAGGAGCGACGCAGCUUCAAUGAGGAUCGCCCGCUGGGCAGAAGGCGCAUCGAGAAGCAACGCACCACGCCCUCAUCAGCCUUGGACGACCUGGACGAGUACGAGAAGCCCUACGGUGGAGCGGAUCAGGAGGAGGCCGCCGAAGAGCAAACCCCGCAAAAGGUCAAGACCACUCCAAAGCCCCUGGCGGAGUUCAUCACUCCCAAGGCAGCAGCAGCCUCCGUAUACGCUCGUCCUCGUGCUCCUCCCAGGAUCGCCCGUCCAGUGCCCAUCAACGAGAAGAAGAAGUACUCCUAUCCAGUGCAGAAGAACACGGCCACCACUCAGGCCCCUUCAGAGGAGGAGGAAUACGCUGAUGAGCAGGUGGAUGACUACGAACAGCCACCGCCGAGGAACACACCCAAAAGACGCACUCCGGCUCCACGAGUCGAGCAGAAGCCUACGAGGAAUACUCUCCGCAAACCGGUGACGGAGAAGAAGCCCCUGGAGGAGGAUUACUACGAGCCAGCAGAGCAGCCAGAGCCCGUGAGGCCACGAAAGCGUCCCUUGGCCCCCCGAUCUCGAGCACCGGCUCGGGACGUGGACUUCGAGGAUGUGGAUUACGAGGAAAGCCCGGCACCGCCUUCCAGCACAGCCGCGCCAGCAAGGAAUCAGAGAUUGAGGGCCAAGACCACCACACGGAAGCCCACAGUGCCGCCACGGCCGCGGCAGCCCAUCGUGGAGGAGGAAGAGGAACUGGAACACGCGGAGGAACCGGCGGAAGAGGAGACGCCAGCUCCCAGGACGAGAGCCAACUCCCUGAACGGCCGAGGCAAGGCGCAGCGUCCGUCGUCGGUACGUGUGGUCAAGCGACCCUUCCUGCCCUCCAGAGGCGGAAGUCCCUAUCUGCCCCGUGGCCUUCAGCCCGUGGGCGUGGCAUUAAAAUCACUCCCCACCACCGAUAGCACGCCCAUUGACAUGGGCUCCACCAUUUCGGGAGUGCGUCUCCUGGAGCAUGGCGCCCCCUUGCUAAGAGGCGAUCCGGAUAGCGAGGAGGAGGUGGAUCCACCACCAUCCCCCAGUCCUCCAAGGACUACGCUACCACCGCGCAGUGCUCUGCCGGCCACGCCGAAACGGGCGGAGCCACAGCGUCCGAAACUGAAUCUCGAUGAGCUCUAUGAGAACGACUACGACGUGACAUUGAACGAUGCUCUCGAUCCCACGCUGAAGCCACUGUCGCCCCAGCAUCCGCAUCCCCAUUCGCUUCCACAUCAGCAUCAGCUUCCAUACCACCAGCAGCAGCAGCAACAGCAGCAGCAGCAGCCACAAUCGCAGCAACAACGGCAAUACGCCAGUGCAUAUAAUCCAUUUGGCUAUCAGCCAGCGUAUCAAUCACCAACAUCCGCUUCAGCAUCAGCAUCUGCAUCCGCACCUGCAUCUGCAUCACAGCCAGCUGGCUAUCAUAGUGAUUCCUAUUUCUCAUCGACAGAUAUACGCCGGCGGGCUGUUGUCCCGGCGCAAGCCGCGCGUCCACAUCGACUCGAAUACGCUUCUACCGGAGGAGCAGCCGGCGGAUCAUCCGGCGGAGGAGUGAGCCGGAGUUACCAGCCAGUGGGCCGGGUUGCCCAGCAUUUCUACGACGACUUUGCGUACUGAAAAGUUUGCGUAUUCUUAGUUUCUUCAGCUGUAAAUAAGUUUCCCCCAACAUAGAGGAGAGUUCCAAUUGGUGCACGACUCCAACUUCUUAAACAAAAUCUGUCUCUACCUUAGUUUAGCCGCAAAAUGAAAUACCUACUCUUAAUUCAAAAAACAAGGUUCAGGACCUAACCAAAACGCUAUAAUAUAAGCGAUCUAAAAACAAUAAUCAUCCCUGAGAGAGAGAUAUAAUAUUUGAACCUCAACUACAUCGCUUAUAAUGCUGUUGCGUUGAAUAGAUGAUUCGUCCGGAACCCCUCUAAUUAUAUAUACGUUGUAUAAUACUCAAUUGUCGUGAUAGUAGCAGCUUGCGAAUGAAUUUUUCUGCUAGCUCCUUUCUAGUAGUUGAUAAACCUAACAUCCUGCUCAUCCUUCUCCGCUAAAUUGGAAAUCAAAAUGCAGAACACACAUCCAACAGUACAGUACGGAACAGUUAACAACAACAGCCGGACAGCCGUACAGUGUUUAAUGUACAUUUAGUGAGAACGAAAUACCUAAAAAUUUAAUUUAAAAUUGCAAUUUUUAUAAGAAUUGUCCGUAAUAUUUAAGCUUUGUCGGAGAUCGCGUCCGUUGUGGAGAGCCAGGAUCCAAGACUUAAGUCGGAGUGCAUAACAAUCAAAAUAAAAACUCAAAUAAAUAUAAAACUUAAA